AUGGCGGUCCCCCAGCGGACGUUAACGUGGCUAUACUCGGUCUUGUCCAAGGACCAUCACGACCCCAAACAAACCUACCACGAUCCCAACCGGACCUACCACGACGUUGCCAAUGCGCUCGCCCAGUACCCCUCGCUCUCGCCACGAACCGACGUCUACACGUACGAGAAUGGCUUCUCAGCACUCCUCCUCCACCUUGUGGGCACACUCCCUGUCGCCUUCCGGGGCACCACAUACCGAUUCCCGAUUGCGCUUUGGAUCCCGAAUACAUACCCUCGGGAACCUCCUAUCAUCUAUGUGACACCUACACAGGACAUGGCGGUUCGCGUUGGGCAACAUGUGACGCUGGAGGGGCGGGUAUAUCAUCAUUAUUUGGCCCACUGGGCGGAGGCAUGGGAUAGGUCAACCAUUGCCGAUAUGCUUUCCAUUCUUCGAGAAGUGUUCGCCAAAGAACCCCCCGUUCGAUACAGGCAACCGAUGCCCCCUCAGUCGCAGCCGCAACAGACCCCGAUGCAGACUCCACCACCAGUACCUCCUUUGCCUCCUGGGAUGGGACCUUCGACAGCCCAAUCUCAGAGUCCAGCUCACAGUCAAUCCCCCAGCCAAGCCGCCAAUACUCCACCACAGCUACCACCGAAACCAGGUGCUGCUGCGGAGGCUCAACCCCAACCCGCGCGAGGUGCAGAGCGAUAUCAAUCCCCUCCUCCACUCCCUCCAUUGCCACCAAAGGGACCGGAAGCUUCUCGAGGCCCUGCUCCAGUCCAUAUGGGUGCGAUGAGCCCUGGGAGCCGACUAUCUCAUCAGUUCGUUCCGGCGCAACCGUCUAUACAGCCUCAUAUGCAACCAGACUUGGCAACUUAUAACCGUACCCCUGCCGGCCCCAUCAGUCCUGGUGCUAGCUAUGCACCACAUGCAGCCUUCCCUCAGCAGGCUGGGCUGCCUCUUGGAUCUCAAAGACCAUUGUCGCAGCAGCAGUCAUAUACCCAACCACCCCAAGCACAUCCGUCCCAAUAUCCGGGGUAUCAACCCUCACCUGGCCAACAGCAACAGCCACAACCUCAAGGGCCCCCAUAUUCACAGGGUAACUAUCAAGGUCCACCCCCAGCAGCACCAGCACCAGCGUCGAAGAAAGAAACCCCGGAUCUCCUCACAUCUCCCUUCGAGCUCGAACUCCCAUCAUUCACCCCCACGGGUCCUGCACCCCCCAUCCCCCCAAAUCCAGAGAAAGACGCCUUACUCCAUGCCGUCUCCCAAACUCUCGCCGAGACUCUAAAUAACCACGCCGCCCAAUCCGACUCGGCAGCACAAUCUCUCGUCUCGCAAUCCCACUCCCUCCAAGCCGCCAUGGCAACUCUCCAGGGAGAAGUCACAGCCCUAACAGCCCUCCAUUCAACCCUCCAAUCCAACACCGCAAUCCUCCAACAAACCAUCCACCGCGCAGACGCAACUAUCGCAGACGCCCAGGCCCGCUCCGCAUCAGCCGCAACCUCAAACGCCCCCUCCUCCUCAACCGCAACUGGCACAUCCGACUCGCACUCGGGUCUCCCGCCAAUCGACGAAGUCCUCGUCGCGCCGACGGUGGUUGGAAAGCAACUGUACGACCUCGUCGCGGACGAACAAGGUCUUCAGCAUGCGCUGUAUGCGUUACAGUCCGCGCUGGUGCGGGGCGUGAUUGGGGUUGAUUCUUGGUCGAGGCAUACGCGUGGUCUUGCGCGGGAGGCGUUUUUGAAGCGUGCUUUGAUUCGGAAGAUUGGUCGGGGGAUGGGGUUGGAGGAGGGUGUUGCUGUGGUGUGA
Messenger RNA from Penicillium cataractarum, 1794 nucleotides. RefSeq lists its product as uncharacterized. Gene Ontology annotation, biological process: protein modification process; protein transport; endosome to lysosome transport. The transcript has 4 exons. The record is from RefSeq and is a predicted model, not a curated record. The coding region runs from base 1 to 1794 and encodes 597 amino acids. Gene Ontology annotation, cellular component: ESCRT I complex. Lineage: Eukaryota; Fungi; Ascomycota; Eurotiomycetes; Eurotiales; Aspergillaceae. Gene Ontology annotation, molecular function: ubiquitin binding.